Messenger RNA from Rhizophagus irregularis DAOM 181602=DAOM 197198, 585 nucleotides. The record is from RefSeq and is a predicted model, not a curated record. Lineage: Eukaryota; Fungi; Glomeromycota; Glomeromycetes; Glomerales; Glomeraceae.
UUAAAAUUUUAUGGAAUGACUAAAGAUCCGGAAACUAAAGAAUUUAUGAUGAUUAUCGAAUUUGCGAAAAUUGGAAAUUUGAGAUGUUUUCUUUCAAGUAAUUUUAAAAACAUUUUGUGGAAAGACAAAAUUAAUUAUUUACAUGGAUUAUCACAAGACCUAAAAUAUUUACAUAAAUUAGGAUAUUUUCACAAGGAUUUUCAUAGUGGAAAUAUAUUAUUGAACUAUGAGAACAAUGAAAAUACUUCAUAUAUUUCAGAUUUUGGAUUAUCAGGACCAUCAAAUGAACAAAAAUCAGAUAAUAAAAUAUGUGGAGUAUUACCAUAUAUUGCUCCAGAAGUUUUAAAUGGAGAACCAUAUAUAUUAUCAUCUGAUAUUUAUAGUUUUGGUGUAAUUAUGACAGAAUUGUCAUCCGGAAAACCGCCCUUUCAUAAUAGACAACAUAAUACUGGCUUAUCACUGGCAAUAUGUAAUGGACUCAGACCAGAAUUUGGAAAAGGAACUCCUGAAAUUUAUAAAAAAUUAGCUUAUAGAUGUAUGAAUGCCAUUUUUAAUCAAAGGCCAACAGCAGAAGAAUUGUACGAU